Benincasa hispida (wax gourd) is the source of this 369-nucleotide messenger RNA. RefSeq lists its product as uncharacterized. NCBI's taxonomy places the organism in Eukaryota, Viridiplantae, Streptophyta, Magnoliopsida, Cucurbitales, Cucurbitaceae. The record is from RefSeq and is a predicted model, not a curated record.
AUGGCUCUAGCCAUUUUGAAAGGCCAAAAAGUUGAUGGUUUUGUUCUUGGAACCAAACCAAAACCUGCUGAAUUUCUCAAAUCUACAGAAGGAGGAGAAACUAUAGAAUUACUUAGCAAUCCAGAAUUUGAGGAAUGGAACACAGUUGAUCAAGUUUUACUUGAUUGCCUACUUGGCUCAAUGACACCUUCAAUAGCAUGUGACGUCAUGGAUUACAAAAAUUCAAGAGAUGUAUGGACAGCCUUGGAGAAACUAUAUGGAGCAUUCAGUAAGGCUCGUGUCAAUCAACUUAGAAGUGCAAUGCAGAAUACCAAAAAGGGAAAGAUGAAGAUAACUAACUAUUUAGCAUAUAUGAAACAAACUUCUUAA